AUGGGUUUAUUUAUUCUUUUGCGUGACCGUGCUGCCGCGUUGAAGGGCCCGGAAGGACUGUCCGCCGGCUGCGUUGAUAUGUGGAAUCAGGCACGGAACUGCUCACAACAGCGAACAGUGGACUCGGCGGCGCACUGGCCAAUCAACGGCCCACGCUCCCCAGCGGGCAAUUUGCCUCCCCGAAUCAAAUACAUCACGCCACGGUCGGGGGCGACUCGUCCUGCUUCUCACAUCGCAACGUCACCACAGCUUGCACCCUUUCUCACUCAACACUCGCAUCGAAAUGCUACCAGCCAGGCUUGUAUCGCUAUGAGCCAGGAGUAUGCAAAUGCCAAGGGCAAAGCCCCUGCGCCGCAGGAUGCUGAGCCCAUUGCCAGUAACACCGCGGCUCGCCACACCAACGACACCAAGUUCAUGACGGUCGGCAACGGCGUCGCUUCGGAACACGCCGCCCAUCUGCAGCACUUGAUUGACAUUGAUUCCGGAUAUGGCGGAAGCACUGCCGGGGAUGACCAGACCGCCAUGACGGGCUCAAACUGGGAUGCGCCCCUGCAGCACGAGCGACAGUCCGGAGUCGUCCAUCAGAUCUGGUACAACCGCCAGCGCACCGCCCUCGGCCGCUCCAUCAACAAGGUUCUCGAGCUAUUGAAUAGUCUUCAGGAGACAAAUACUUCGUGGCCUGCCCACUACCCCUCCGUACAGCGUUCGGACCUCGAGGCCAAUGCCACGCGACCGGGCCUACAGCGCAUCAGCACCAUGGCCCCCGAUGCCGCCGCCUCGACUUCUUCGGCGCGAGCACAGCCUCCAACCCUCCGACGGGCCAUGACAUCUCUCCAACAUGGCGCCCCCGAGUCUAGCGCCGCUGCCGAGCGAAGAACAACCCCCGAACCCAGACUCGUCUCACCACAAAUCGCACAAGAAUUCUCCAUCCUCAAACUCGACCUGAAGCUAGGCUCUCUACACCACACCGAGCUCGUCCACUCGCUAGAAAAGCAUUCGAUUGCUGCUCUUCUUGACGGCAAGAUUGCCUCGAGCAUCAAGCACCUUAUUUCCCUCCGAGAACGCAUCGAAGACACGACAAGUAAAGUGCUCAUUACCGGAGACUUGAACGCAGGCAAAUCAACCUUUUGCAAUGCGCUUCUUCGCCGGAAGCUGUUGCCCGAAGACCAGCAACCAUGCACCGCCAUAUUUUGCGAAGUACUCGAUGCAAGAGAAAAUGCUGGCCUGGAGGAAGUCCAUGCUAUUCAUAGAGACGCCAUCUAUAACCGAAGCGACGAGAGCACCUACGACGUAUUCGCUCUGAUGGACCUCGAAAGGAUUGUCGGUGACAACGACACAUAUACACAAUGCAAGAUUUUCGUCAAGGAUGGCAGAACGAUUGACGAAUCACUGCUCAACAACGGUGUUGUCGACAUAGCACUCAUUGAUGCCCCUGGUCUCAACUUUGACAACACAAAAACCACUGCCAUUUUCAGCAGGCAAGAAGAGAUUGACGUAGUAGUAUUUGUCGUCUCGGCUGCCAAUCACUUCACACAGUCUGCACAAGAGUUUAUCACAACAGCGGCCGCUGAGAAGGCCUAUAUUUUCAUGGUCGUAAACGGCUACGACAACAUACGAGACAAGGAGCGCUGCCAAAAGACCAUACUGGAACAAGUCGGCAGGUUCAGCCCGCGCACUCGAAAAGAGGCCGACGAGCUAGUUCACUUUGUGUCCAGCAAUGCCAUCCCGCUUGGCCCGUCGCCUCCAGGAGGGCCAGGCGGCGGCGGCAGCUCCAGCGGCGGCGGUGGUGGAGAAGACCCAGACGACGGUGGCAAGGGCAAGGGCAAGGAUCUGGACAAGAUCCGGGACUUUGAGGCCUUGGAACAGUCCCUUCGCAGAUUUGUCCUGGAAAAGCGCGCGAGGUCCAAGCUUGCUCCCGCCAAGACGUAUCUUGUCAAUAUCCUCAACGACGUCAACACUCUUGCCAUUGUCAACCAGGAGGUCGCCCGCUCUGAGAUUGACCGCGUCGCUCGUGAGCUCAGAGAACUGGAACCCCAGUUAGAAUCGACCAGAAAGGCCAGAACCGAAGUAGAUGAUCAGGUCAACACCAGCAUUGAAAUCACAUGCAAGGAAGUCUAUGAUGAUACCCGCUCUCAACUCACAACUGCCAUUACUGAGUCUGGCAAGACCAAGUACGACAUACCAUAUCCCGGCUUGUUUGGUGCCUUUGCAUACGCCGAAGACCUGAAGGAGGCCAUGCUGUCGCAAAUAUCCGAGGCAGUGCAUAUCUGCGAAGACGCAGCCAGACAGCGGACAAUGCGUGGCGUCAACACCAUCAAGCAGCUUGGCUUACUACAUAUCGGCGAUGAGUUCCAAAACCUGCACUUCAAGCCCGAGGUCAUGUUCCGUCGCAAGCGCGAUGCUCUUGCGCGCAACGUUCACAUCCCCACGCAGUUUUGGGACUUUUUCGACUUGUCCACCAUUCUGCACAAGCAAGAAAAGCUGGCCAGCACGAGCAUGGCCCUCACCGUUGCCGGCGCCAUCGUGCCGCGCAUGAUUGGCAUGGGCAGCUGGAUGGACCAGGCCCUCACGGCGACCAAGGUGCUGAGCAACGACAACCUGCGCCAGCUGAUUCUGCCCGGCAUCGUCAUUGCCGCCGUGGCCGCGUCGGCGUAUGUCCUUCAACAGAUCCCCAACUCCCUCCCGCCGCGGCUCGCGACCAAGAUUACGCAGCAGCUGGCUGACAUGGACUACGUGCACGGCAACUCGGCCCGCAUCGCCUCAUCGGUCCGCAAGGUCCUCCGCUACCCGGCGGAUAAUCUGCGCGUGCGCCUCGAGCAGAGCGUCAAGGAGCUCGAUCACCGCCGCGACGAGACGGUCCAGACGCGCGCCGAGAGCGAGCGCGCGGCCAACUAUUUUGGCGACCUCGCUCUCAAGAGCGAGAUGGAGCGCAGCAAGGUCAACGACGUCGACCUCGAUGCGCCGCCGCCAGGCCAGCACUGA
Molecule: messenger RNA, 2982 nt
Organism: Cordyceps militaris CM01
Lineage: Eukaryota; Fungi; Ascomycota; Sordariomycetes; Hypocreales; Cordycipitaceae
Product: transmembrane GTPase Fzo1, putative
Exons: 2
Coding region: 1-2982 (993 amino acids)
Biological process (GO): mitochondrial fusion
Cellular component (GO): mitochondrial outer membrane
Molecular function (GO): GTPase activity; GTP binding
Source: RefSeq, a predicted model, not a curated record